AUGUUAGUACCACUUGUAGACAUUUCAAACCAACAAUUAUCAGUAGAUUUUAUCAAGUCUCUUGAUUUAAUUGGAGAAAUUAUUCUUCGUAUUCCUGAUUUUAGUGAUACAUCUUUGCUAACACAAUUUCUUGAAAGACAUCAAUUAGAUAAAUAUUGGUUGUUUUCAGUAAAAGAAAUAGUACCUGAUGAUAUUGAAAAUAUCAUUCAAUUUCUUGAUCAAGGUGCUCAAAAAGUAAUUAUUCCGGUUUCAAAAAUUUUGACAAAUGAUUAUACUUCUGCUUUACCAGCAGAUAGAUUAGCUGUUUGUGUAAAUUCACGCGAUUUAUGUGAUGAAGAAUUGAUUAAAAAAUUAGCAGGACUAGUUUCUGGAUAUUUUGUUACUGAUGUUGAUUUGAAAUCUAUUUCUGGAAAUUUUUUUCAAGAUUUGAAUAAUUUUAUACAAAAUGUACAAAAAAAUACUAUUUUAUCUGGUUCAAUAGCAAAAGUCGGCAUUGUUUUACAAGAAACAAAUAAUAUAAAAUAUUCAUCGGAUUUGGUUCAACAAUUAUCGACAAUUUCUGCUGAUUUAGUAGUUCCUAUUAAAUAUCUUACGUUGGAUUCAGAUAAUAAUCUGUUAAACGUAGCGGACGCUUUAACAUGUACAUUAAAAUCUGAUCGUCCUGAUGGUUUGUUUAUAACUGUUGUGGUGGAUGAGAGAGGUGUGGCAUUAGGGGUUGUAUAUUCAUCUACAGAAAGCGUUAGAGAAGCACUCAAAACUAGAACGGGUGUAUAUCAAAGCAGAAAACGUGGUUUAUGGCAUAAAGGUGCUACAUCAGGAUCUGUUCAAGAAUUAAAAAAAAUUGAGGUGGAUUGUGAUGGUGAUACUUUGAAGUUUACAGCUAAACAGUUUGGAACUGGUCUUAUUGCACUUGAAGAAACACUUCAAAAUCGAAAAAUAUCCGCACCUUCUGGAUCAUACACACAACGAUUAUUUCAGAACCCAGAUUUACUUCACUCAAAAAUCAUGGAAGAGGCAGAUGAAUUGUGUUCCGCUGCUACCAAAGAUAACAUUGCUUGGGAGACUGCAGAUUUAUUAUAUUUUGCCCUUGUUAAAUGUGUUGCAAACGAUGUUUCGCUAACUGAUGUUGAAGCGCAUUUGGAUAAACGUGCAAAGAAAAUAACUCGGCGACCUGGUAAUGCAAAACCUCAAUGGGAUAUUUCCUCUAAAAAAACAACGGAAACUGACAACAAUGCAAAAGAAUGUAAAUCAGAUACUAUUAAAAUGCAAAAAUUCAAAUUAUCUGAAAUUGAUUCGAUAAAAAGGAUAUCACUUCUCAAACGACCUAUCAUCAAUUCUGAUGAUAUUAUGGCACGAGUGCGUCCGAUUGUCAAUGAUGUACGCAAUAAAGGUGAUGCAGCCAUUAUUGAAUACACAGCAAAGUUUGAUAAAGUUCAACUUAAUACGCCCGUCAUUUCUGCGCCUUUUCCACCAGAAGCGAUGGCGCUCGAUGACGUCACGCGUUGUGCGAUUGAUAAAGCUUAUGAAAAUAUUUACAAAUUUCAUGAUGCGCAAUAUGACCGUUCAACAUUAAUUGUUGAAACAAUGCCUGGUGUAGUUUGUUCACGAUUUAGUCGACCUAUUGAACGUGUUGGACUUUACGUUCCGGGUGGUACUGCGGUCCUACCAUCAACAGCCCUUAUGUUAGGCAUACCAGCUAAAGUAGCAGGAUGUAAAGAAAUAAUUAUUGCAAGCCCGCCACGAAAGGAUGGAACCGUUGUACCCGAAGUGCUAUAUGUAGCACAUAAAGUUGGUGCAUCUAAAGUUUUGUUGGCAGGCGGUGCUCAAGCAAUCGCAGCGCUUGCAUAUGGAACCGAGUCAGUACCUAAAGUAGACAAAAUAUGUGGUCCUGGAAAUCAAUACGUUACCGCUGCAAAAAUGUUGGCACAAAACGAUAGUUCUGCGAUGAUUUCCAUUGAUAUGCCCGCAGGGCCUUCUGAAAUUUUAGUUAUCGCAGAUAACUCAAGUAUUCCCAAGUAUGUGGCAUCUGACCUUUUGUCACAAGCAGAACAUGGGACAGAUUCACAGGUAGUAUUGGUCAGUGUUUCUCUAACACCUGAACAUCUUGCAAACAUUGAACGUGAAAUUCAUGAACAAGCAAGUCGUCUUCCAAGAGUAGAUAUUGUUCGUGAAUCAAUAUCCAAAAGUUUUAUCUUGCAAGUAAAUAAUAUAAAAGAAGCAAUAGAAUUUUCAAAUGACUAUUCACCCGAGCAUUUAAUACUACAUAUUGAUGAAGCCGAAAAAUGGGUAGAUGCCAUUAAAAAUGCAGGCAGCGUUUUUGUUGGGGCUUAUUCACCAGAAAGUUGCGGGGAUUAUGCCUCCGGUACCAAUCAUACUCUUCCCACAUACGGUUACGCGCGAAUGUAUUCUGGCGUUAACACACUUACGUUCCUAAAACAUAUCACAGCACAAAAAUUAACCAAACAAGGAUUAAAAGAUUUAGGACAUACAGUUAUGAGAUUAGCUGAAAUUGAAGGGUUAGAAGCUCAUAGAAAUGCGGUUCAUAAUGAAAAGGAUUGUUUGAAAAUUCAAGAACUUUUAAAUAAAUUACCUUUGGUAUGCAGCAAAAUCAAGCGAAUGGAAUAUGUGUCUCAUGGAAGAGUAGAUCCUAAUAUUACAAAUAUUUCCGAUAUUAUGACAAAAAUAAUUGAAACCCAACUUGGUAUAAAAGAGUUCAUAUUUAAACAAAAUUUAGAUUAUUAUUCAGCAAAUUUUAUAAAUGUUCCUAUGCAAGCUCUUAAAUCUCAAGUAAAUUGGUUAACUUCUCUAAUGUUUGACUACGUACAUUUUGACUUUAUUUCGGUAUCAAUUUUGGCUAGUAUGACAAAUUUGGAUUCAUUACAAUUAAAAAAGUGCAAAUGGAAAAGAACAGAUCGGUUAAAAAUAGUUAAAGCAUUAUCAAGGUCAACUUUUCAUCUCAAGUUCUUGUCAGUUUUAGAAGAUUCAUGGCCAAAUGUCAUAAUUCCUACAAUUCUUGAGAGAGCUGGUGAUACUUUAAAACAUUUAGUAUUCGAUCAUGUUUCAAUCUAUGUAAUUCAAAUUGCCAUGGAACACUGUUUAAACAUUAACAUUUUAUAUAUUCAAAUUGGAGUAGAAGAUUUUGAUUAUAUUUUCCCUUGGAUCAAAAUGUUAAAAUUAGAAAAAUUCGAUUUAAAAUUUUUAUUAACUGGAAGAGGUCGUAGAAUAACUUUAUCUCCAGAGGAAACUUCAAAAGUUUUGCAACAUUUAGGACAAUCCAUAUCUUUAACUCUUACACACUUACGAUUAGAUGGUCUUAAAAUUACAAGGAAAUCAUUUGAACAAUUUUUAAAAAAUUGUCAUGCUCCAUUACAUACUUUAAUCAUUCGAAAUAUAUUCUUUGAGGAUUUUGAAGAUUGUGUUCCUGCGAUUAUCAAUUUUGCUGAUACUCAUAAAACUUUAAAAUUAUACGGUGAUAAUACUACUGCUAUAUCAACUAAUAAGAAAUUG
This is a messenger RNA of Racocetra fulgida, 3507 nucleotides long. Lineage: Eukaryota; Fungi; Glomeromycota; Glomeromycetes; Diversisporales; Gigasporaceae. The record is from the annotation of a GenBank genome assembly.